This is a messenger RNA of Pteropus alecto (black flying fox), 403 nucleotides long. Its product is annotated as AT-rich interactive domain-containing protein 1B-like. The transcript has 2 exons. The record is from RefSeq and is a predicted model, not a curated record. Lineage: Eukaryota; Metazoa; Chordata; Mammalia; Chiroptera; Pteropodidae. Bases 113 to 403 code for a protein of 96 amino acids.
AGCGAAGAGCGGCGGAUCCGAGGCGGCUCUCAAGGAGGGUGGAAGCGCCGCCGCGCCGUGCUCGUCCUCCUCCGCGGCGUCCUCUUCCUCCUCGUCGGGCCCGGGCUCGGCCAUGGAGACGGGGCUGCUCCCCAACCACAAACUGAAAACCGUUGGCGAAGCCCCCUCCGCGCCGCCCCACCACCACCGCCAUGCCCACCACCACCACCACCAUGCCCACCACCUCCAGCACCACCACGCACUCCAGCAGCAGCUAAACCAGUUCCAGCAGCAGCAGCAGCAGCAACAUCCCAUUUCCAACAGCAGCAGCCUCGGCGGCGGCGCGGCUCAGCCGGGUCCCGACAUGGAGCAGCCGCAACAUGGAGGCGCCAAGGACAGUGCCGCGGGCGGCCAGGAAACUUGA